Rhizophagus irregularis DAOM 181602=DAOM 197198 is the source of this 1536-nucleotide messenger RNA. RefSeq lists its product as uncharacterized. Gene Ontology annotation, molecular function: protein binding. Lineage: Eukaryota; Fungi; Glomeromycota; Glomeromycetes; Glomerales; Glomeraceae. The record is from RefSeq and is a predicted model, not a curated record.
AUGGAAUUUAUAGAAUUAUAUUCAAAUUUCUAUAGAGACCUUUCAAACAUGUUAACUGAUGCAAGGGAUCAUGAUGUCAUUAUUCAAGUUGGAGAAAAUCAAAAUAGAAAAGAACUUCGUGCGCAUUCAAAUAUCCUUAGAGCUCGUUCAGAGUAUUUCAAAAUCGCAUUUUCAGACGGAUGGAUUAUUAAAAAAAAUGAUAUCAUUGAGUUUAAAAAACCAAAUAUUAACCCUACUGUUUUCGAAGCAAUUCUCGAGUAUAUUUAUACAGGUGAAUUUAAUUUAAGAGAAAAAUCAGUCGAUUAUAUUCUUCAAUUGAUAGUUGCAUGUGAUGAAUUACUCCUUGAGGAAUUACUUGAUUGUGCCCAAGAUUGUUUAAUUAAAAUUCGACCAACUUUAGUUCGAGAAGAGCUUUUUCUCGUUCUUCAUACGGUUUUUCCACUUAUCAAUUGCAAGAAACUGCAGGAUCAUUGUGUUAAAUUUGCCUCAGCUGAAUUACAAUCAUUAAACAUUUCAAAAGAAAUUUUAUCAUUUGAUGAGGAUAUACUUUAUGAGUUACUUAAAAGGGAUGACUUUCUAAUUGAGGAAGCUAUUGUUUGGGAUUAUUUAAUUAAAUGGGGCAUUGAACAAACUCCCGGUUUGGAAAGUAGGAAUAGAGAUAGAUCAGAGUGGAAUAAUGAAAAUUUUGAAGCACUAAAGAGAACCUUAAGUCGGUUUAUUCCUCUUAUUCGAUUCACAGAAAUUAGUUCUGAUGAUUUUCUUGAUAAAAUUCGUCCAUUUAAAGCCAUUAUUCCUCGUAAUAUUUACGAAGAAAUUAUGAAAUUUCAUAUGAAGCGCAUUUUACCAACGAAUACAAUUAUUUUACCACCACGAGUCGGAAUGAUAGACAUUAAAUCAAAAAUUAUUAAACCAAAACUUGCAUAUAUAAUAGCUAAUUGGAUUGAAAAAAAAGAUGCAACAGCUAUUCGUAGUAGGAAUUCACAAUAUAAAUUCAACCUUCUUUAUCGCAGUAGUAAUGAUAGUCUUCAUAUUAAUUCAUUCCGUUAUAAAUGUAAAAAUCAUGGCCCGUGUUUUAUCUUGAUCAAACCGAAAACGAAUGAAUUUGAUGGGCAUUUAAGUCGGAAUAUUACUUCUCAAUCUUCUCAACAAAGAAUGUCUCUUACCUCUAGAAAUGCUCAGUCAACAAAUUGGGAUAAUCCUGGUUCUCAAAAAACACUUUCGCAAAUUUCAACAAAAAUAUAUGGAGAAUAUUAUUCCGGUAAAAUAGAUAGCGUUUGGAAAGCUACAACUGAAAACUUUAUAUUUUCUUUUGCAAAUGACAAUGAUACUAAAGACAUGAAAAUAUGUCGCAUGAAUUAUCAUGAUGUAACUUAUAAUACCGGUAAUUAUAAGAAGUUAUGUUUCGGUUUUGCUUUUAAAAUAAGUCGGCAGCACUUAUAUAUUAACAAUUCGUACUAUAAUGAUGAUAAUGUAUUGAAACGUAUGCUUAUGCCUGUUCCUGAGGAGAUUGAAGUUUUUGAAAUAAUUUCUAGUUGA